GGGGGAGAAAGGUGAAGUGCCAUAUAUGUGUGGGCACUCAACUUCCUAGGCAUUUUGGGCAAGAUAACAUAAGCUUAAGCCAAAUAACAAAACCGCGAGGGCUUGGAACCCAAGCGGACAAUAUCUUGCUACUAAAGCAAGGUCACGGCAAAAUGGUAUUAGAGCUAGACACCGACCGAAGUAUACUAGCAAGGACGUUGGGCCCCAAGUGGGUAAAUGGUAAGAACUAUGAGCCCUCAUUUUUUUUUUCGGCAAUUACAUCCGUUAACUCGAUAAAUAGUUCCAAUUGGGUCAUGCCGUCCAAUUCUGUCAAUUUAUCUGUCAAAGUGAGAGGGUAAAAGUGUCCUUUCGGGUUCUUCAUCCAUCAUUGACCCCAACUCCACCUUCUUCAUCCAUCAUCAACUCUAACAACCCCACCUCCAUCUUCACAAGUUUUCAGUACAAAUCCAUAUCAAAUAGUUUGUGAUUGGUAGAAACCACAUAGGAUUUACUUGGCUCUAUUUACAGUUUGUAAAAUUGAAAAGAAAAAAUGAAAAAACUUAGAAAACUUAAAUAUUAAAAAAAAACAAAAUACGGCUGGCAUUGACUUUUGAAUUUAGCUUAGUUAGACAAGAAGCAAACACAGUUCUCCUUUAAGUCCUCAAGCAAAGCAUCUAUCCCACUAUUCCAAAUAGUCGUAUGGCUAGAAUGGAGGAGGUGAAUCAUUCCCGAAGGUGUGUGAGUUUAUCUUUAAGCUCUCCUUCUCUCUCUCAGCUCUCCCUCUCUAUCUCUCCCUCUCUCCAGCAACCCAUUUCCCCUUCUCCUUAGCCCACUCCCUCAAAACCCAGAUCCGAACCCAACCUGCAACCCACCCCCCAUCUCCCAACCUGCAAAACCCAGAACCCACCCUCAACCACAUCCCCUCAAGCUCUCCUCCUCUGCUGCCGCCGUAAACCCUUGGCGCCAUAAUGAAGGCAACCAUAACCGCCAUCUAAGCCAUGACGUUGGUAGACGUGGCCAAAUCCAACGCCAUCAGCUUCUGCACAUGCUUCACUAUCUACACCAGGUGCUGCCACUCCAGCUUCACCACCGAGCUCACGAUGGGCAGCUCUGUUGUGAUUUUAUUUCUCCGAUUUUGCUAUAGUUCUUUUUAGAUGUUCAUGUCUCAAAAGCUUUUGAAAAAUUCUCCUUUUGUUUGUUGUUUGUUGAAUUGAUGAAUUUGUGAACUGCAUUUUGUUGGUGUUUGUGAUUAGAUCAAGAUUUUCGUAUGGGUUUUAGGUGUUUCGUUUCUUUGAUCGUAUUUGGGGAAAAAAAUUUCCAUAUGAUUUUGUUUUUGGAUUGUGGUUCUGUUCAAUCCAUUUUGAAAAGGACGCUUUUAUCCCUCAUUUUAACGGACAAAUUGACAGAGUUGGAUGACAGAACUCAAUUGAAACUAUUUAUCGAGUUAACGGAUAUAAUUGCUGAAAAAAAAAAUCACGGACCCAAUUGCAAAUAGAGACCAAAUUCAGGGACGUUUACAGUAAAUAACCCUUUUCUAAAAUCAUUUUCUUGAGGAAAAAGUUUUAAUAACAAAAAUAUCGGGUCUCCAUUUACUCGACGAGCUUCCCGUGCAGAAGGCCAAAUGGUAAUAGCAUACUCAGCCUCGACCAACUCUCCCUUGUCAUCCCAUCUACUCAAUUAAACAUGUCACUAAUGGAUGCAAAAUACAGUCAGGGUUUAGGGUUUUUCCAUUUUUCACAAACAUUUUGGUUUCAUAACAAUUUAGCUGAGGCGCAUAAUGAACUUCCACUUAGCUCCAACUAUGUCUCGAGCGUAGUUUUCUUCUGGGUUCUUUGACAUUUCAACAAACAGUUUGAGCUCCAACUUGGUUUCAACUUCUGUUCCAACAUGAGCGAUUCUGGACCUACUUGCCAAUUCUUUGCCCCAUAUCUUGAAUCCGGUGACAACAGGCAUCAACUAAAGCCUGAAUUUCCUAAUGCUGAUAAAGAUUUCAAAGAUCACUCUGACAUUGAAAGCCAUCCUUUCAAGAAACGCAAAACUUCUGAAGUCGUAUUGAUCUCUACGAUUCCCAUGGCGCAGAAUAAAGUGUUGCAUUGUAAUUUCAAAACCAGACUUUGCAACAACUUCAAAAUGGGUAAUUGCCAUUAUGGGCAGGGAUGUUGUUUUGCCCAUGGAAUCAGUGAUCUCCGCAAGACUUGGCGUCAUUGGCAAGGACUGGAAACUGAGGAGGGCUUCAAGGCCAGGACUUAUGAUCAUAGAAGAACUUCUAAUGAUGUAUGCAGAUUGUUCUUUAAUGGGGGAAAAUGCUCAUAUGGAGACAAAUGCCGCUAUCCUCAUCAUGUAACUCCUGAAAGCAUCAGAGAGAAGUCAGCGAUAAGCAUUUCAACUACUGGGGCUCACAUGGGUGGUUCUGGUCAAUUUUACAGCAAGAGGUCUUUGGUGGAAUCUAGAAGUGUGCAGAAUUCGAGGACUUCUUCUACAAGUAUGUCAAAACGUAGGAUGGGAAUUGGGGCUACUUAUCAUAAACAAGUGCAGGGUAUGGAAUGCAACUUCAAAUGGAACGAACUCGAGAAAAUGAGUCGCAUCUAUGCUGAUUGGAUUGAAGAUAUCCCCCUUGUACAUGGCUCAUCAAGCAAAGCGGAGUGCUGAUCAAGUUUAGUUUGAUAUGUGUAAAGGAAGAGAUUAGUUAUGUAUUCUUCCUGUACAGAUAGGAAGUUUGUUGUGUUUUCCUAGAUCUAACACCUUAGUUUUGUUGAACAAGUGCGGGAUUGACGUUUGAUCUCGAUACAUGGCUUAUGGCUUAAUAAUCAGAAGAUGCUUCGCAUGACUCCAACUCUGCCGAAUCAGGAGAAUCUAACUCGACCAGAAAACCAGCAAACCUAAGUCCCUACAAAGAGGGUUUUCUUAUAUCUUGAUUUUCCCCUAUCUCUGUUAUCCAGGGAUUUCAGUCGUUACUUUGCUUUUUGUAAAGGCAUGUUUUCUUUUUACAAGAUGUGGUGUGUCAAAUGGAUGUAACUAGCGGAAAAUUGGUUCGUGUAGUGUGAACUGACUUGAAAAUGUUAUUUGCAAGUAACUCUCAGAGAAUGCUCCUUAGCUAUGUGUGUUCUUGGUUGUGUGUGUAUGAAUCUGAUUUGUGGCUGCUCAAAAUCUUCCGUAUGUGUUUGCUG
Messenger RNA from Prunus persica (peach), 3146 nucleotides. Its product is annotated as zinc finger CCCH domain-containing protein 28. The transcript is spliced from 3 exons. The record is from RefSeq and is a predicted model, not a curated record. Gene Ontology annotation, molecular function: metal ion binding; mRNA binding. Bases 1867 to 2628 code for a protein of 253 amino acids. NCBI's taxonomy places the organism in Eukaryota, Viridiplantae, Streptophyta, Magnoliopsida, Rosales, Rosaceae.